Messenger RNA from Ochotona princeps (American pika), 974 nucleotides. RefSeq names its product coiled-coil domain containing 194 (gene CCDC194). The record is from RefSeq and is a predicted model, not a curated record. Bases 1 to 735 code for a protein of 244 amino acids. NCBI's taxonomy places the organism in Eukaryota, Metazoa, Chordata, Mammalia, Lagomorpha, Ochotonidae. The transcript has 4 exons.
AUGGCCGAGCCAGGGCCAGAGCCCGGGCGCGCAUGGCGGCUGCUCGCCCUGUGCGGGGCAGCCGUGUUCCUGGCGGCGGCCGCGGCCGGGGGAGCGCUGGUGGCCUGGAACCUGGCCGCCUCGGCCGCCCGGGGGGCUCCUUGCCCCGAACCAGAGGUGCACAACGCCACGGUGCCGCCGCCGACGCCGCCCAGGGUGCCCGAGGCCGAGGUGCGGGAGCUGCAGCGCAGGCUGGCCGAGGCGGCCCAGCGCGCAGAGAGCCUGAGCGCACAGCUGGUGCAGGCGGAGCGCGGCCGUCGGGGGCUGCAGCAGGCUCUGAAGGCCUGCGAGAACCAGCAGGACCGGCUCCAGUCCCAACUCACUACCCUCAAGAUGGAGAUGGAUGAGGCUAAGGCGCAAGGCACCCAGAUGGGGGUCGAGAACGGGGCGCUGGCAGAAGCCCUGGCGCGCUGGGAGGCGGCGGCCACUGAGUCGGCUCAGCUGCUGGAGGAGGCGCAGCGGCAAGUGGGCACCGCUGUGGCCCAGAGCGAAGCCUGCGCGGCCCGGGAGGUGACGCUGCGGGAGCGCGUUCACUUCCUGGAAGUCCAGCUCGGUGGUCCCCAGCGCAAAGGCCCGCGCCCUGGAACGCGCUCCAGGACCCGGGUCCGUCCUGGCUCGCGCUCUCGCUCUAGGACUCGACCCUGCCGACGCCCCUUGCACCUGGUCAGCGCGAGUGAGCCCCCCACAGGAUGGUAACUUGGGGACGCACGGCAGGAACCGUUCAGGACACACGGAUCCUGAACGGGAGCUGCUCAGGAAGACACCUGGGCGUGAUCGGCUCUGCCAUCCACCCACCCUCAAACACACACACACACACACACACACACAAGGACUGCGGACUCGGGCGGGGUCAGGGGCCCUCUUGGAGCCUUAGUUUACCUGGUCUAUACAAUGGGUGCCUGGGAUGCUGUUUUGGAAGAAUUGGUGUUUUCUUA